This is a messenger RNA of Podarcis raffonei (Aeolian wall lizard), 7376 nucleotides long. RefSeq names its product ADP ribosylation factor guanine nucleotide exchange factor 1 (gene ARFGEF1). Bases 653 to 6196 code for a protein of 1847 amino acids. Gene Ontology annotation, biological process: regulation of ARF protein signal transduction. Gene Ontology annotation, molecular function: guanyl-nucleotide exchange factor activity. The record is from RefSeq and is a predicted model, not a curated record. The transcript has 39 exons. NCBI's taxonomy places the organism in Eukaryota, Metazoa, Chordata, Lepidosauria, Squamata, Lacertidae.
CUUUGGCUAGCCGGAAGGAGUCUCUGCCAGCACCGGGAAGCGUCUGAGGGGAAAUCCGAAGUGACAGGGGCAAAGGAGAGAGAAGCCCCCGCUGCGUAGGAACUCUGUGAGGGAGGCUGAGCGCGCUCUGGUCUGCAGCCUCGGCGCCGCUCAGCCUCCCCUCCUCACACCUGUAGCGCGGGGCCGGCCGCCUGUCCCGGCUCAGCCUCGCCAGCGCUGCUGCUGGUGUUGCUCGCUCCCUGCGGCUGCGCCUCCUCCCGGUCUUGGAGAAACAGCAGCAGCAGCAGCCGCUGCCGCUUCCUCCUCUGCAGCCACUCGGGCAGCGGCGGCCUUGACGUCGUUUCCUUCCAACAUGGCGAGCGCAGGAGGAGGUUGCUGCUGCUGCUGCCGCCGCCGCUGCUAUUGCUCCUACUGCCGCCGUCGCCGCUGCUGCUAAUGGAGGCGGAGGCCAGCCGGCUCUGAGGGCUGCGCGUUCUCCGGAGGGCCGGUUCUCCUUUCCCCCCACCCCGAGCGAGGUCCGCAGUCGCCGCUCUUGCGCCCGGAGGUGGGAAGAAGCUGCGCUUGGGGCUCCUUCGCCAGGGGUGCCGCCCGGGCAGCUGCGGCUUGAGGCACCGAACCAGCUCCCUCUUCUCCCCUCUCUCCCUGCGUCCCCAUGUAUGAGGGGAAGAAGACAAAAAACAUGUUCCUGACCCGGGCCUUGGAGAAGAUCCUGGCCGACAAGGAGGUGAAGAAGGCGCACCAUUCCCAGCUGCGCAAAGCCUGCGAGGUGGCCCUAGAGGAAAUAAAAGCAGAAACUGGAAAACAAAGUCCUCCUCAUGGAGAAGCAAAGGCUGGUUCAAGCACUCUUCCACCUGUGAAAUCAAAAACAAGCUUUAUUGAGGCAGACAAGUACUUCUUACCUUUUGAAUUGGCAUGCCAGUCCAAGUGUCCAAGAAUUGUUAGUACGUCAUUGGAUUGUUUGCAGAAACUUAUAGCUUAUGGACAUUUAACUGGAAGUGCUCCAGAUAGUACAGCGCCUGGGAAAAAAUUGAUUGAUAGAAUUAUUGAAACAAUAUGUGGCUGCUUUCAAGGUCCUCAGACAGACGAGGGGGUUCAGCUACAAAUUAUAAAGGCUCUACUCACAGCAGUAACUUCUCAACACAUAGAGAUUCACGAAGGGACAGUGCUGCAAGCUGUAAGAACAUGUUACAAUAUCUAUCUUGCAAGCAAAAAUCUCAUAAAUCAAACCACAGCCAAGGCUACUCUCACACAAAUGCUGAAUGUUAUAUUUGCACGUAUGGAAAACCAAGCACUUCAAGAAGCCAAGCAAAUGGAGAAAGAGAGACAUCGGCAGCAGCACCAUCUACAGCAGUCGCCCUUAAGCCAUCAUGAGCCUGAAUCACCUCAGUUGAGACAUAUUUCAGAGCAGACUAUUGAUCAGCUCUCCCAGGACCAUGAAGGGGACUUGGACCAUCAUGCAAAUGAUGUGGACAAAAGCCUUCAAGAAGACACAGAAGCAGAAAAUGGAUCUGAUAUUUCGAGUGCAGAAAAUGAGCAGACUGAAGCUGACCAAGCAACAGCAGCAGAAACUCUGUCUAAAAAUGAUACAGGGCCAUAUGAUGGAGAAAGCAAUCAAUAUGAAGAAACGGCACAGGAUAUUGUACAAAGUAUAGUCCAAGAAAUGGUGAACAUAGUAGUAGGAGAUGUAGGACAAAGAACUGCUGAAAAGGUUAUGAUUGAUGGACCAAUGGGGACUUCAGAAGAUGGAAGUGACAGUGAAAACAUCCAGGCAAAUGGAAUUCCAGGGACACCUAUUUCUGUUGUUUAUACACCAUCUUUACCUGAUGACAGGUUAUCAGUCUCUUCCAAUGACACUCAGGAAUCUGGAAAUUCUUCAGGACCUACCCCUGGUGCUAAAUUUUCCCACAUCUUGCAAAAGGAUGCCUUCCUAGUAUUCAGGUCACUGUGUAAACUCUCUAUGAAGCCUCUGUCUGAUGGUCCACCUGAUCCAAAGUCUCAUGAAUUGCGGUCAAAGAUCCUUUCAUUGCAGCUGCUGCUGUCUAUUCUGCAAAAUGCAGGACCUGUUUUCAGGACAAAUGAAAUGUUUAUCAAUGCUAUUAAGCAGUAUCUUUGUGUUGCACUGUCUAAAAACGGAGUCUCGUCUGUUCCAGAAGUGUUUGAACUUUCGCUUUCUAUAUUCCUCACUCUACUUUCAAAUUUUAAGACUCACCUGAAAAUGCAGAUUGAGGUUUUCUUCAAAGAGAUUUUUUUGUAUAUCUUAGAAACCUCUACUAGCUCCUUUGAUCAUAAAUGGAUGGUUAUACAAACACUGACAAGGAUAUGCGCAGAUGCCCAGAGUGUAGUGGACAUCUAUGUAAACUAUGAUUGUGAUUUGAAUGCUGCAAACAUAUUUGAAAGACUAGUUAACGACCUGUCCAAGAUUGCUCAAGGAAGAGGCAGUCAAGAACUUGGAAUGACCAACAUUCAGGAGCUAAGCCUGAGAAAGAAGGGACUUGAAUGCUUAGUCUCCAUAUUGAAGUGCAUGGUGGAAUGGAGUAAGGAUCAGUAUGUAAAUCCCAACUCUCAAACAACCCUAGGACAAGAAAAACCCACAGAACAAGACAGCACUGAAACAAAACACCCUGAGACAAUUAACCGAUAUGGCAGCUUAAAUUCCUUAGACUCCACAGCUUCAUCAGGAAUUGGUAGCUAUAGCACGCAGAUGUCUGGUACUGACAAUCCAGAGCAGUUUGAGGUUCUAAAGCAACAGAAGGAAAUAAUAGAACAAGGAAUAGAUUUGUUUAAUAAGAAACCAAAGAGAGGAAUUCAGUACCUGCAAGAGCAAGGUAUGCUUGGUACUACUCCUGAAGAUAUUGCCCAGUUCUUGCAUCAAGAAGAAAGAUUAGACUCUACUCAAGUUGGGGAGUUCCUAGGAGACAAUGAUAAAUUUAAUAAGGAAGUUAUGUAUGCCUAUGUGGACCAGCAUGACUUUUCAGCAAAGGAUUUUGUUUCUGCUCUGCGCAUGUUUUUGGAAGGCUUUCGUCUUCCGGGAGAAGCUCAGAAAAUAGAUAGAUUGAUGGAGAAAUUUGCUGCUAGAUACUUGGAGUGCAACCAAGGGCAAACCCUCUUUGCUAGUGCUGACACUGCUUAUGUCUUGGCUUAUUCAAUUAUCAUGUUGACAACAGAUCUCCAUAGCCCGCAGGUAAAGAAUAAAAUGACAAAAGAACAAUACAUUAAGAUGAACAGAGGUAUCAAUGAUAGCAAGGAUCUCCCUGAAGAAUAUCUAUCUGCCAUAUAUAAUGAAAUAGCAGGGAAAAAGAUUUCAAUGAAGGAAACAAAAGAGUUAACGAUACCAACAAAAACAAGUAAACAAAGUGUAGCUAGUGAAAAGCAGAGGCGACUUCUUUAUAAUUUAGAAAUGGAGCAGAUGGCUAAAACAGCUAAAGCUCUGAUGGAGGCAGUGAGCCAUGUUCAAGCUCCUUUCACAAGCGCAACACACUUGGAACAUGUAAGACCAAUGUUCAAGUUGGCAUGGACACCAUUCUUGGCUGCAUUCAGUGUAGGUUUGCAAGACUGUGAUGACACAGAAGUUGCCUCUCUUUGCCUAGAAGGCAUACGAUGUGCAAUCAGAAUAGCAUGCAUUUUUAACAUCCAGCUUGAAAGGGAUGCUUAUGUCCAAGCACUAGCAAGAUUUACUUUACUUACGGUGAAUUCUGGUAUUACUGAAAUGAAACAGAAGAACAUUGAUACAAUAAAAACACUCAUUACAGUGGCUCAUACUGACGGAAAUUACUUGGGAACUUCUUGGCAUGAGAUUUUGAAAUGCAUCAGUCAGCUUGAAUUGGCACAGUUAAUAGGUACUGGAGUAAAGCCACGUUACAUCUCUGGGACUGUGAGAGGACGAGAAGGUUCUUUUACAGGAACAAAGGAUCAGGCACCUGAUGAAUUUGCUAGUCUAGGAAUAGUUGGAGGAAAUAUGGACUGGAAGCAGAUUGCAAGUAUUCAAGAAUCCAUUGGAGAAACUAGUUCACAAAGUGUUGUUGUUGCUGUAGACAGAAUAUUUACAGGAUCUACAAGGCUAGAUGGAAAUGCUAUUGUGGAUUUUGUUCGAUGGCUUUGUGCUGUGUCUAUGGAUGAACUGCUGUCUGCCACUCAUCCUCGGAUGUUUAGCCUGCAGAAGAUAGUGGAGAUUUCUUACUAUAACAUGGGGAGAAUAAGGCUUCAGUGGUCUAGAAUCUGGGAAGUUAUUGGAGAUCAUUUCAAUAAGGUUGGCUGUAAUCCCAAUGAAGAUGUAGCUAUUUUCGCAGUCGAUUCCUUAAGGCAGUUAUCAAUGAAGUUCUUAGAAAAAGGGGAACUUGCUAAUUUCCGAUUCCAGAAGGACUUCUUAAGACCAUUUGAACAUAUCAUGAAAAGAAACAGAUCUCCAACCAUUCGUGACAUGGUUGUUCGCUGCAUAGCCCAGAUGGUAAACUCCCAAGCAGCAAACAUCCGCUCAGGAUGGAAGAAUAUUUUCUCAGUUUUUCAUCUGGCUGCAUCUGAUCAGGAUGAAAGUAUAGUUGAACUUGCCUUUCAAACUACCGGUCACAUUGUCACAAUUGUGUUUGAGAAACACUUCCCAGCAACUAUAGAUUCUUUCCAGGAUGCAGUUAAAUGCUUGUCCGAAUUUGCAUGCAAUGCAGCUUUUCCAGAUACAAGUAUGGAAGCAAUUCGCCUUAUUCGUCAUUGUGCAAAAUAUGUAUCAGAAAGGCCACAGGCUUUCAAAGAAUAUACCAGUGACGAUAUGAAUGUAGCUCCAGAAGACAGAGUCUGGGUGAGAGGAUGGUUUCCAAUUCUCUUUGAGCUUUCCUGUAUCAUCAAUAGAUGCAAAUUAGAUGUAAGAACCAGAGGCUUAACGGUUAUGUUUGAAAUAAUGAAAACGUAUGGCCAUACUUAUGAAAAACACUGGUGGCAGGAUUUGUUUCGGAUUGUCUUCCGGAUAUUUGACAACAUGAAAUUGCCAGAACAACAAACUGAAAAAGCUGAGUGGAUGACAACAACUUGCAACCAUGCACUUUAUGCAAUAUGUGAUGUAUUCACCCAGUAUUUGGAAGUACUUAGUGAUGUCCUUUUGGAUGAUAUAUUUGCCCAGCUGUACUGGUGUGUUCAGCAAGACAAUGAACAACUAGCACGAUCUGGUACAAACUGCCUAGAAAAUGUUGUCAUUUUAAAUGGUGAGAAGUUUACCCUUGAAAUCUGGGAUAAGACUUGCAACUGUAUGCUGGAUAUCUUCAAAACUACGAUUCCCCAUGCGCUUUUAACUUGGCGGCCAGCAGGGGGAGAUAUUGCUCCUCCGUCUCCUGGAAGAGAGAAACAAUUGGAUACACUAUCUCAGAAAUCUGUAGAUAUCCAUGACUCUGUGCAGCCAAGAUCUUCAGAUAGAAGACAGUUCCAGCCCAUUGUGGGGCUACCAGCAAGUGAGGAAGCCAGCAAAAACAAGCCUCCUGCAAAAUUUCCUGACCAGAAACUGUUUGGUGCUCUGUUGAUCAAAUGUGUCGUUCAACUGGAACUCAUUCAAACAAUCGACAACAUCGUCUUCUUCCCAGCAACCAGCAAAAAGGAAGAUGCAGAGAAUCUUGCUGCAGCACAGAGAGAUGCAGUAGACUUUAAUGUUCACGUGGAUACACAAGAUCAAGGAAUGUAUCGCUUUUUAACAUCCCAGCAGCUUUUCAAGUUGCUGGACUGUUUGCUGGAAUCUCACAAAUUUGCUAAAGCUUUCAAUUCAAACAAUGAGCAAAGAACUGCACUGUGGAAAGCAGGUUUCAAAGGAAAAUCUAAGCCCAAUCUGUUGAAACAAGAGACAAGUAGCCUUGCCUGUGGGUUACGCAUUCUGUUCCGUAUGUAUAUGGAUGAAAGUCGCAAAGACGCAUGGGAGGAAGUACAGCGGAGACUACUAAAUGUCUGCAGUGAAGCUCUCAGUUACUUCCUUACUUUAACAUCAGAAAGUCAUCGGGAAGCUUGGACUAGCCUGUUACUUUUAUUCUUAACAAAGGUCCUAAAAAUAAGUGAUGAUCGGUUCAGAGCUCACGCAUCAUUCUACUAUCCUCUCUUGUGUGAAAUAAUGCAGUUUGAUCUGAUUCCUGAGCUGCGAGCUGUUUUGCGAAGGUUUUUUCUGCGGAUAGGGGUAGUUUUUCAAAUAUCUCAGCCGCCAGACCAAGGAAUGGGAACAGCCAAGCAGUAGAAGUGUGGCUAAGGAAACAAAGGACCAAGAUCACUUGCACUGAAUGUCCAUAAAAAGGGGCUCUCUUGAUAUGGAAGUGUGCAUCUACGGGUUCACCAUACAGAUUAAAACUGUAAUUUAGGCUUGCAACACUCUAGUUCUCCAGUGGGUUCUCUCUCCCUCUCUCCCUCCACUGGCUUGUGUUGACCAUGGAGCCAGUUUCACCACAGUCUUGUUGUCAGCCUGGACUGUGAUGGCCUCUUAACUUUCCUAGACAGAGAUAUAUAUCAAAAGAUGUUUAUGAUGGGUGUGAAUUUAAGAUGUACCCAAAGAACUAACACAUUUAAGAAGUCUGAACUUUGACAGAAGUACAACUCAGGAGGGCUGCAUUUUGAAAAAGAAAAGUUUGUAGUAAAAGAUAUGAAAAUAUUGCUCAUGUAAGAGAUCUAGCAACUAUGUGGAAUUCUUAUUCUGGAGAUAUUUCUUUUGCACACUCAGGCUAUCUGAGAUAUAGGUAAUCAUCCUUCUGUGGAAAAAAAAUGUACAGAGAUGCAGGUCUGUAAUAUAAAGUCCUAAACACUAUAUAGUUAUUCCUGCAUUCUUUUAUUUCUUAGAGACCUGUACGUUUGUUUACCAAAUGCACUAGUAAGGGGUUGAGUUCUGAUUUUUUCCAUCUGUAUCCCAAAAGCUAGCCUUGCUGCCUUUUGUCAAGAAAACAGAUUGAAAAUGUUACAACUGACUAACUGUUUGUAAUAUACCUGUGAUAGGGCUUUUUAAUAUAAUAAGCCAUCGCAAUGAUCCUUCAGGACUGGAACUUGAAUCACUGCAAACAAGUCUAGGUUUUGUCCGCUGUCACUUUUUUUCCUUUCCCCCCCCUUUUUUUGGGUUGUUUGAUGUAGAUUUCACUAUGUACAGAAUUUAAUGUUGAAUAUAUUCAAGUAACAAAUCUGGCAUGGUUUGAGGAUGGUUUAAAUUUAUUGGAAAUGUAUUCAUACUGUGAAUUGUGCUCUGAUGGUUAAAGAAAAGAUUGUCAAGCAUUCUGUCUUACAGUGGAUGUAGAAAAAAUUUUCAGAUGGAAAAAUGUAUAUGGUACAGCUCUGUAAAGUUUUCUAUGUAAAUUCUGUACAACUUUCUGUACAAUAUUGGUUCUCAUCUGGCAUAUUCUAAUCAGGUUAUAGGUCAAUAAAGUUUUUGAAUUCUU